AUGUUUAUACCUGAUUAACGAAAUUUAGGUGGAAGAUAAAUUAUAUGUAAUAUGGUUUUGAAUCACAGACUAUCAUUAAAUAUAAUGGAUGAUAAGUCGGCAAUUUCUCCAAUUUAGACUAAAAUGCAUACUCCUCGUUAAGGAUGCUAUACUGAUAGGCAAAGUUAAAAUAAACCUUCACUCUUUUUUAGAAGAAUACCAACAAGCAAUUAUUAGAAGUACAAAGAAUUGCUUUAUAAGAAACCUCUUUCAUUUCCAAAAAAUUAGAAUAAAAAUGAAUGCCACACUGAAAUUAAAAUAAUAGAUUGGAACGUUAUAGAGAAAGAAAUUUAGAAAUAUGAAAAAGAAUUUUAUAAAUUAAAUCUACCUUCAUUUUUAAAGUCUUUUGCAAGAUAAAUGAAUAUUAAAAAAGAAUAUGACUUUGCUACUCUAAUUGAAAUGAUUUUGAAUUUUUAUCCAAAUAUUAAGCAAGAUGACCUUAUAGAGAUUGCAUCAGAUAUCAUAGUAGGAGAGCUUUGA
Paramecium primaurelia is the source of this 519-nucleotide messenger RNA. NCBI's taxonomy places the organism in Eukaryota, Ciliophora, Oligohymenophorea, Peniculida, Parameciidae. The record is from the annotation of a GenBank genome assembly.